Molecule: messenger RNA, 3403 nt
Organism: Calypte anna (Anna's hummingbird)
Lineage: Eukaryota; Metazoa; Chordata; Aves; Apodiformes; Trochilidae
Gene: ITGA11
Product: integrin subunit alpha 11
Exons: 28
Coding region: 147-3392 (1081 amino acids)
Biological process (GO): cell adhesion mediated by integrin; cell-cell adhesion; cell-matrix adhesion
Cellular component (GO): integrin complex; external side of plasma membrane
Molecular function (GO): integrin binding
Source: RefSeq, a predicted model, not a curated record
UGGUGGGAGCUCCCUAUGAAAGCAAUGGCCAGCAGAAGACUGGAGAUGUCUACAAGUGCCCAGUGAGCAGUGACCCCCAGAGCAACUGCACCAAACUCAACCUAGGUCGGGUGACUCUCUCCAAUGUCUCCGAGAGGAAGGACAACAUGCGCCUGGGGCUCAGCCUGGCCACCAACCCCAGGGACAGCAGCUUCUUGGCCUGCAGCCCUCUCUGGUCCCACGAGUGUGGGAGCUCCUACUACACCACGGGCAUGUGCUCCAGGGUCAACUCCAACUUCAGGUUCUCCAAGACGGUGGCUCCAGCUCUGCAGAGGUGCCAGACUUACAUGGACAUCAUCAUCGUGCUGGAUGGCUCAAACAGCAUUUACCCUUGGGUUGAAGUUCAGCACUUCCUGAUAAACAUCUUGAAAAAAUUUUAUAUUGGCCCUGGCCAGAUCCAAGUUGGAGUUGUUCAGUAUGGAGAAGAUGUGGUCCACGAGUUUCAUUUAAAUGACUACAGGUCUGUAAAAGAUGUGGUAGCAGCUGCCAGUCACAUCGAGCAAAGAGGAGGGACAGAAACCAGGACUGCCUAUGGCAUCGAGUUUGCUCGCUCGGAAGCAUUUCAGAAAGGUGGUCGGAAAGGGGCAAAGAGAGUGAUGAUUGUCAUCACAGAUGGAGAGUCCCACGACAGCCCUGACCUGGAGAAGGUGAUCGAGGACAGCGAGAGGGACAACGUCACCAGAUACGCCGUGGCGGUCCUGGGUUAUUACAACAGAAGAGGGAUCAAUCCUGAAGCCUUUCUGAAGGAGAUCAAGUUCAUAGCCAGCGACCCAGAUGACAAACAUUUCUUCAAUGUCACAGAUGAAGCAGCACUCAAGGACAUCGUGGAUGCUCUGGGGGAAAGGAUAUUUAGUUUGGAAGGAACCAACAAGAAUGAAAUCUCCUUUGGCCUGGAAAUGUCCCAGACUGGAUUUUCAUCACAUGUUGUGGAAGAUGGGAUCUUGCUGGGGGCAGUGGGUGCCUACGACUGGAACGGAGCUGUCCUGAAGGAAACCAGCAGUGGGAAAGUCAUUCCCCUGAGGGAAUCCUAUCUCCAGGAAUUCCCUGAGGAGCUGAAAAAUCACGGAGCUUAUUUAGGCUACACCGUGUCCUCUGUCAUAUCCACCAACCACGAGAGGAUUUACGUUGCUGGAGCUCCCAGGUUCAACCACACGGGGAAGGUCAUCAUCUUCAGCAUGCACAGCACCCGAAACCUCACCAUCCACCAGGCCCUGAAGGGCGAGCAGAUCGGCUCCUACUUCGGCAGUGAAAUCAGCUCCCUGGACGUGGAUGGUGAUGGUGUCACAGACGUGCUGCUGGUGGGAGCUCCCAUGUUCUUCAGCGAGGGCCGGGAGCGGGGCAGGGUCCACGUCUACACCCUGCGGGAGAACCUCUUCGUUUCCAGUGGUGCCCUCGUGGAUCUCCAGAGCUACCAGAACUCCCGCUUCGGCUCCUGCAUCGCCGCCGUCCCCGACCUCAACCAAGACUCCUACAACGACCUCGUUGUUGGGGCCCCUUUGGAGGACGAGCACCAAGGAGCCAUCUACAUCUUCCUGGGCUUUGAGAAAACCAUCCUGAAGCAGUACAAGCAGAGGGUGGCAGCUGCUGAGCUGGCCCCAGGGUUGAUGUAUUUUGGAUGCAGCAUCCAUGGGCAGCUGGACCUGAACGAGGAUGGGCUGGUGGACCUGGCUGUGGGCUCCCUGGGGAAUGCUGUGCUGCUGUGGUCCCGCAGCGUGGUCCAGAUCAACGCCAGCAUCCACUUUGAGCCCCCCAAGAUCAAUAUUUUCACCAAGGACUGCAAGAGGAAUGGGAAGGAGGCCACCUGCAUGACAGCCUUCACCUGCUUCACCGCUGUCUUCCUCUCAGCUCACUUCCAGACAGCCAGUGUGGUGCUGCGGUACAACGGGACCAUGGAUGAGCGGAGGUACAACCCCCGGGCUUACCUGGAUGAGAGUGGGGAGAGGCAGAUGCAGAAGGGGCUGGAGCUCCAGGCUGGCCAGGAGCACUGUGACAAACUCCACUUCCAUGUCCUGGACACAGCUGACUACGUGAAACCUGUCACCUUCUCCAUCGACUACGAGCUGGAGCCCCCUGAGCACGGCCCCAUGCUGGAUGAGGGGUGGCCCACAUCCCUCAGGGUCUCGGUCCCUUUCUGGAAUGGGUGCAAUGAGGAUGAGCACUGUGUCCCUGACCUGGUCCUGGAUGCCAGGAGUGAUGUGCCCAGUGCCAUGGAUUAUUGCAGGAGGGCCCUGAGGAAGACCCCCCAGGACUGCUCAUCCUUCAGCCUCUCCUUUGACACCUCCAUCUCCAUCCUGGAGAGCAGCAGGAGGAGAGUGGCCGUGGAGGCAACGCUGGAAAACCGAGGGGAAAACGCCUACAGCACCAUCCUCAACAUCUCCUUCUCCAGGAACCUCCAGUUUGCCAGCUUGAUCCCCAAGGACGACACAGACAUCAACAUAGAGUGCCUGACUGAGGAGAAGAACCCCCACAGGAGGGUCUGCAACGUCAGCUACCCCUUCUUCAGAGCCAAGGCCAAGGUGGCUUUCCGCCUGGAUUUGGAGUUCAGCAAAUCCGUUUUCCUGCAGAACCUGGAGAUUUCCCUGCUGGCCAGCAGUGACAGCGAGGAGAAGGAAAGCACCAAGCAGGACAACGUUGCCCACCUCAAGUUCCACCUGAAAUACGAAGCUGAUCUGCUCUUCACCAGAGCAUCCAGCCGGGAUUACUACGAGGUCAGGUCCAACAGCUCCCUGGAGAGCCCCGGGCCCCCCUUCCACUGCAGCUUUAGGCUCCAGAACCUGGGCUUCUUCCCCGUGGAAGGGGUGACCAUCAAGCUCACCAUCCCUGUAGCCACCAGGGCUGGCAACCGCCUGCUGCUCCUCACCCAGUUCCUGGUGGACCAGGAGUACACAACCUGCAACAUCUGGGGAAACACCACAGACUACAGGAGGACCCCAUCGGAGGAGGACCUGACCCGUACCCCACACCUGAACCACAGCAACUCGGACGUGGUGGCCAUCGACUGUGACGUGAAACUGGGCCCCAACGAGGAGCUGAACCUGCAGCUGGGUGGCAACCUCUGGAUGGAGUCUCUGAAAGCACUGAAGUUCAAGGCACUGAAGAUCACCACCACUGCCUCUCUCCAGCGCCGCUUCGGGAGCCCCUUCAUCUUCCGUGAGGAGGAUCCCAGCAGGCAGGUAACCCUGGAGAUCUCCAAGGCUGAGGAAUGGCAGAUUCCCACCUGGAUCAUCCUGGGAAGCACCUUGGGAGGGCUCCUGCUCCUGGCCCUGCUGGUCCUGCUGCUCUGGAAGCUUGGAUUUUUCCAGAGUGGGAGCCAGAGGAGAGCAGCAGAGAGGGCAGGGGAUCCCCAGGAGUGAUUUCUUUGUUC